CUGACCUGAGACUCAAAGGUGUUUUCUCUCUUAAACAUCAGCAGAACAGACCAUGAAGCUCAUCCACACUGACAGGCAAUGUAGGAUCCACAAGCUGUGUGACAGGGACAGCCAUGAGUGAAGACACUGAUGGACUAGCAGAGCUGGACAAUGCGGAGCUGGCCGACAUGGUGGCCGCCAUGAGCGUGGCAUCCAACCGGAUGACCGCUCCCAACGGUCACCGAAGGCCCCCUGCACCAGCGCGCCGGAAGCUGUCAUUGUCAGACAGGAAGCUAUCAUUGCAGGAGCGAUCAACCCAGCCGCGAGAGGCCCGACAGCCCACCAUCGAGUCUAAGCGGGUGUCCAUCUCAGAUUCCCAGAAUUGUAUCCAGCUCAACCAAUACAAGUUGAAGGAUGAGAUUGGAAAGGGCUCAUAUGGGGUGGUGAGAUUAGCUUACAAUGAAGAUGAUGAACAAUACUAUGCAAUGAAAGUUUUUUCAAAAAAGAAGUUGAUGAAGAUGUGUGGAUUUCCUCGGCGUCCCCCUCCUCGAGGAGCCAGCACAGAACAGGGACUGCCACCCAAACCCCUGGGGCCACUGGAGAGAGUCUACCAAGAGAUCGCAAUCCUGAAGAAACUAGACCACCUUAACAUUGUCCAUUUGGUGGAGGUUCUUGAUGAUCCUGCUGAAGAUAAUCUCCACAUGGCCUUUGAGUUAAUGCCAAAAGGCCCAGUGAUGGAGGUGCCCUCAGACACUCCCUUCACAGAGGAACAAGCCCGCUUCUACUUCAGAGACAUCAUCCUGGGGAUUGAAUACUUGCACUACCAGAAGAUCAUCCACAGAGACAUCAAGCCUUCCAACCUGUUGCUGGGAGACAAUGGGCAUGUGAAGAUUGCAGACUUUGGUGUCAGUAACCAGUUUGAGGGGAGUGAUGCUCUGCUGUCUAGCUCAGCAGGGACUCCAGCCUUCAUGGCCCCAGAGAUGAUGACUGACCAUGAACAGAGCUUUACUGGCAAGGCCUUGGAUGUGUGGGCCAUGGGAGUCACCCUGUACUGCUUUGUCUAUGGGAAGUGCCCUUUCAUCGAUGAAUACAUCAUUGGCCUGCACAAUAAGAUCAGGAACAGGCCUGUGGAGUUCCCAGACAUGCCGGAAGUAUGCAAGGAGUUGAAGGAUCUUAUUGUAAGGAUGCUGGAUAAAAAUCCUUAUACAAGGAUCACCAUUCCUGAAAUCAAGGUGAAAGCGGGCAGAGCUAGACCUUCAAUGGUGCUUUAAAAAAAACAGUCCUUCAUGAAACCAUCUUUGACAUUUCAAAUGAAAUGUUACAGUAGUAGAGUUGUCCCAGUAGAGCUGUCUCAUGUGUUGUGUGACUAUUGUCCUCCCUGUCCUGUGUGUUGCCAGGAGCACCCGUGGGUGACAGAGGAUGGCACUGACCUUCUACCCCUGGAGGAGGAACACUGCACCGUGGUGGAGGUCACUGAGGAGGAGGUCCAGAACUCUAUCAAACUCAUCCCCAGUCUGUCUGCUGUGAUCCUGGUGAAGUCCAUGCUGAGGAAGAGGUCCUUCAGUAACCCCUUUGUGUGUCAGAACAGGAGGGCAGAGAGGUCCAUGUCCGCUCCAGGAGGUAUUCUUGCAGACUCUUGGGGGAGUUUGGAAUCCAAGGUUCAUCCUUCGUUGAGGAAGUCAAGCAGAGUAGCAGAGUUGGAUGGAAGCGUGGAAGGAGAGUUGGAGGACCUUACUGAAGAUGAUGGUACAUUUGCAUAGGCCUGCUGGUAAACCUGCUCCCACACUAUUUUUUUAUUUCGUUUUUUUAAUUUUCUCAUUGACCUGUUUAAAUUAAUGGACAGACCUGUUUAAACUCUUUGCUGUAUCUUCACAUAGUAUGUAAUAUUAAUGUGAUGUAUUUGAAGAAAGAUCCAAAUGAAAGAGCUUACCCCGAUACAGUCUUUAAGAAAGAUUUGUGAUAAACCUUAUAUAUAUCAUAUAAUUACAGUACAAACCAUGUGUUAGUUUGUUUUAACUUUUGUCUUAUCCCAUCUGCAUGAUGUUUGUGUCAUAGGUUUCAUUGUCUAUUCAUGACUGUACUAUAGUACUCUUAAUAGCCUGAAUGCCUUUUGUACUGUUAGCUCUGUGUUUCUCCAAAUAUUACACCUAUGUGCUGAACUGAAAUGUGGUUGUUACAAUGUAAAUAUUUACCAUUCCAAAGAAGUCAUUUUUGCAUGCUUUCAUACAGUUGAUGUUGACGAUAGUUAAAGUUAGCAAAUUAACAUUCUUGUUUGUUCUCUGUAUGGCUCUCUCUAACAGGAUGUGCUGACUCUUGCGCGCAGGUGUUAUUAACGUCCUAUAGUGCAAGCAAUCUUUAAUCUGGAGCCGAUAAAAAAAAAAAGAGUAGGACUAAAUGCUUUAUUAUAUUUUUUUUUACUGUUGUACAAGAUGAAGUGAAUAACAUCACAUCUAGAACUCCAUCAAGAUGUCAAAUGGACUUCUGGAACAUUUGUCAGAAUAGCCUGACCACAGCUUUUAGGACAACAUUCAGAUUUAAGAGUGAAAAACAAGUGUCGACACAAAGUCUGCAUUGCGAGGAGCUAAAAAGUGGCGCUUAUUCUGAAUCAUCUCAGCUGACAUGAAAGUCAUAUAAUAUCACAAUGUAAACAUGUGAAUAAGACAAAAGACCUGUUUUUGGUUUGGCUUUUUUCAUUGGUGCUUUUGAAAUUCUGAAGUUUACCACAUAAUUUUCAACAAUAUGGCCACAUAUUUGUUCAUAUUGAUAUUCCCUCAUGUCAUGGCCCAGUAAGCUAUUCAAGUAUGGCUCUCUGACACCAUCCACAUGUUUUUGUAAAAAACCGACUGGAAUAACACUUGUAUUAUUGUGACAGGGUAGGAACCUGGGCCCAGAUUCACAAAACCUUCUCAAGAGAAAUGUCUUCUUAAUUCACCCUCAAACUUAAUCUGAAAGUUUCAGUAUUGAUUAUUUUAAACCCAAGAACAUGUUUUAGAACAGUAAUCGCAAUAAUAAAUAUGCCAACAUGAUUACCAUUGCUAGCUAGCUAGCUAGCUAGCUAAAUGGGUUGCCUAGAGAUUACUGUUCUAAAACAUGUUCUUGGGUUAAAAUAAUCAAUACUGAAACUAUCUUAGAAUUUCCAAUAACUUUAGUUCAAGAAUCUACAUUUCUUCUUAACUUUUUGCUUAAGGAGAAAUAGCUCAAGAACAUUUCCAAUAACCUUUUUGAAGAAUAGCAACUUUUCUGAACUUUCUUCUUAAGUCUAUAGUUAUGGAGAAAAUGACAGUUAAAAAUAAUUUUUUUCUUAAGAACAUUUUGUGAAUCUGGGCCUCUGUGAAUUUGGGCCCCUGGGACCUUAAUUAGAAUGGGACAGGUCAAAAGUAUCAAAGCGCCCGUAUGACGUUUUUAGGUAAGCGAUUUUGUACCUGAAGUUGAUGGAGACUGUGUCUGAGAACCAUUUUGAGAACUGUGCUGUUUUGAAGAAAUGUUUGGGGUGUGGGCAAUUGUACUAAGGUAUGUGUCUACUUUGAUUUUCAGUGUUUGUUUAUUCAAAAUUGACAGACAUAUAGUCACAGGCCUUAUGUUCAAUGUCCCUGUUUCUUUGUAAAUAUACCACUAGAUGGCACCCUUCUGUCUAACUGUAUCAUCUAUUGUGCCUCAGGCCAGUUUUUUUCUCCAUUGUUCUUCAUACAGAGGCUACAUUAGGCUUGCUUCAGACAUAUUAUUGUGUAUUUCUGUUGAAUGAUCUAAUACCACUUGCCAACGACCACAAUGAAACAUCAUGCCAUUUGUCCCAUGCUUUUUUUCUUUCAAUGGUCAGGGAACACCUUGAUGUCACACAAUGCAUGUAAAGGUGUGCCCACUCUUGAUAAGAAAGAGGUGCACAUAUGAAGUCCAUACGUCUCUGUCAUGCACUCCUCAGCAAGAGGAGGUAAAAAUAGGUGUGUUUAUCCUGUGUACUAUAGAGCCAUUUAUCUCAAGGGGCUGUGAUACGAGUCAUAUGUGUUAUGACAGGGGAUUUGGAUAGACACACAGUCCCUUUAUCUAAAAUAAACACUCCAGGGGUUAAGUUUCCCUAUAUUGAAGUGAGUGACUUACUGCACAGGUGUUAGGGGUACAUGCUAAAUGCACAGCCUCCAUGUGAUCUGUAACAAAAUAAAAAAGGCAUGUUCAUUAAUUUCUUGAAACAUGCACAUCACUUUGAA
Messenger RNA from Salmo salar (Atlantic salmon), 4181 nucleotides. Lineage: Eukaryota; Metazoa; Chordata; Actinopteri; Salmoniformes; Salmonidae. The record is from RefSeq and is a predicted model, not a curated record.